Molecule: messenger RNA, 2084 nt
Organism: Macrosteles quadrilineatus (aster leafhopper)
Lineage: Eukaryota; Metazoa; Arthropoda; Insecta; Hemiptera; Cicadellidae
Product: importin subunit alpha-1-like
Exons: 10
Coding region: 188-1753 (521 amino acids)
Biological process (GO): NLS-bearing protein import into nucleus
Cellular component (GO): nucleus; cytoplasm
Molecular function (GO): nuclear import signal receptor activity; protein binding
Source: RefSeq, a predicted model, not a curated record
CACCAGAAACCGGUGGGGACAACCGAACCGAACCGAAACCGAACUUCAAUUCAUUUCAUCUUCCACUUCCACAAAAUUGAAGAAGAGAAACCUUAAACCUUCAAAGGCUACGCUACCACGCUUACACUACUUCUGGAAUUGGAUUAUUAAAUUAUCUCUGUAACAGUUACUAUAUAUUGAAUCAAAAAUGCCAGCCGAAGAAAAUCUGGAAAUCAAUAGCCGCCUGAACCGCUACAAGAAUAAGGGGAAAGACUCAGAGGAAAUGCGGAGGAGACGUAAUGAAGUAAGUGUUGAACUUCGCAAAGCUCGAAAAGAUGAUCAACUUCUUAAAAGAAGGAAUAUCAGUUUGGACGAGAUUGCUAGUCCUUUGCAAGAAAACAACGCCAACACCCAACCUAUACUGAGCAUGGAUGCAAUCAUUGAUGGCAUGAAGAGUUCUGAUGAAGAUGCCCAGCUGAAAGCAACUGUUGCAGCCCGUAAAACUCUAAGUCGAGAAAGAAAUCCUCCAAUCGAUGAUAUGAUUAAAUUAGGUCUUGUACCACGGUGUAUUGAGUUCCUUUCAAACUUUAACAACCCUAACUUACAAUUUGAGGCAGCAUGGGCCUUGACCAAUGUAGCAUCUGGGACAUCCGAGCAGACCAAUGCUGUCAUCAAGGGCGGAGCUGUGCCUAAACUUGUGGCUCUGCUCAAGUCUCCGUUUGCACAUGUGGCAGAACAAGCUGUGUGGGCGCUGGGUAAUAUUGCAGGAGACGGUGCUGUGGCUAGAGACCUCGUCCUCAACAACAACUCUGUAGAGGCUCUACUGGCACUCAUCAACCCUGACACUCCGCUUCCAUUCCUCCGCAACAUUGUUUGGACCUUAUCAAACUUGUGCCGCAACAAGAAUCCACCACCCAGCUUUGAGAGCGUCAGGCCUUGCCUCAUUGCGUUCAGCAAGCUCUUGCAUUACUCAGAUGCUGAUGUUUUAGCGGACACAUGCUGGGCUCUGUCCUACCUUACAGAUGGGAGCAAUGACAAGAUUCAAGCAGUGGUGGACACAGGGAUUGUAGGUCGGCUAGUAGAACUGCUGGCCAACCCUGAUGUCAAGGUGCUUACUCCGGCCUUGCGAACUGUGGGCAAUAUCGUCACCGGAAACGACCUGCAGACAGACUCCAUCAUCCAGGGAGGGGGACUGCACCACCUGGGGAUGUUACUGCAGAACAAUCGUCCCAACAUUGUCAAGGAAGCUGCAUGGACUGUGUCCAACAUCACAGCAGGCAAUGUGGAUCAGAUACAAGAAGUGAUCAAUGCAGGCAUCAUCCCACCUCUCAUCCAUAUACUCAAGACUGGGGACUACAAGUCUCAGAAGGAGGCAGCUUGGGCUGUGACCAACUACACCAGUGGAGGGUCUGUAGAGCAAAUAGCCAUGUUGGUACAGAUGGACACUCUCUCUGGAAUGUGUGACCUACUGAGUAGCAAGGACUCCAAGACUAUCAACGUAGCUCUGGACGGCAUUGCCAACAUACUGUCUGCAGCUGAGAAGAUGAACGAAGUGACCUCUGUUGCUGUGGCUAUAGAAGAGUGUGGUGGGUUGGACAAGCUGGAGGCUCUGCAGACUCAUGAAAAUGAACAAAUUUAUCUGAAAGUUCUACAGAUCAUUGACAACUACUUUUCUAGUGAGGAAGAGGAUCCUAACAUGGCUCCUACCACUACUGAAAAUGGAAUUGAGUUUAAUGCUCAACAAAAUGUGCCUCAAGGUGGAUUCAAUUUUUAGCAAUAUGAUUUGAAGACUGAACCUCGCUCACAUUAUAUUUAAGGGAAUAAAUUUUACAUGCCAUAUUACCGGUAUAUCAUCAAAAUGUAUUAUCCUACUUGAUUUUUUAUGAGCGUAAUCAAUUUUUAUUGUUUUUUAUUCUUGUUGAUUUUGAUAUUGUCUCUAAGAUAAUUUUAUAUGUGUACUAUGAUUGUCAGCUCAAACGCAUUCGAUCUCGAAUUGUGAUCUCAGUCCUAUGGACUGCCUUCCGGUCUCUAUCUCAUUUGUAUAUUUUGAUAGGGUGCGUUAAGAAAUAAGCUGGAAUUUUAAUAAAAAUCGUUUGUAUUAAUUA